AUGUCGAAGGUAUAUUUUAUUUCAGGAGCUAACCGUGGUAUCGGUUUCAACAUUGCCAAAAUCUUAGCUCAAAGACCAGAUGUCAAGGUUAUUGCUACUGCUCGUAAUGUCGAGGCUGCAAAAGAUCUUGCUGAAUUGAAGGCUAGCACUGGUAGAGUUGAAAUUCUUCAAUUGGACGUUAGUUCUGAAGAAAGCAUUGACGCUUUAGAUGCUCAAUUAAAGAAGGUUGCCGCAGAUGGUGUGGACGUUUUUGUUUCAAAUGCGGCUAUUGCAGAUGCGUACUAUACAGUAUUGGAAGCUCCAACUAAGGUGUGGACUGAUCACUAUAAGACAAAUGUAUUAGGUCCAAUUUUGCUCUUCCAAGUUUUAUAUCCUUACUUAGCUAAGAAGAAGACUAGACAAAUUGCAUUUGUUUCUAGUGUUGCAGGUUCAAUUGGUAACUACUUCCCUUUCAGCAGUUCUGCUUAUGGUCAGUCCAAGGCAGCUUUGAACUAUUCUGUUAAGGAAAUCAGUUCUGAAUUGGAUGCUGAAGAAUUCACCGUUAUCUCUAUCCAUCCUGGUGUGGUCACUACUGAUAUGGGAAAUUAUGCAGUUGGAAAGAUUAGUGAUCCAAAUGUAAUUGGAGCAUUAAAGGAAUUGGCAAUUACUCCCGAGUCAAGUGCCACUCAGCAAGUAGAGGUAUUUGAUAAGUUGAGCAGAGAAUCCAAUGGAAAGUUUUUGAACUACGAUGGUACUGAAUUAGUUUGGUAG
Messenger RNA from Dujonia railenensis, 750 nucleotides. The record is from the annotation of a GenBank genome assembly. NCBI's taxonomy places the organism in Eukaryota, Fungi, Ascomycota, Pichiomycetes, Serinales, Debaryomycetaceae.